Messenger RNA from Phacochoerus africanus (Common warthog), 3607 nucleotides. It is a transcript of the gene IFT56, whose product is annotated as intraflagellar transport 56. Lineage: Eukaryota; Metazoa; Chordata; Mammalia; Artiodactyla; Suidae. The transcript is spliced from 18 exons. Gene Ontology annotation, cellular component: ciliary base; intraciliary transport particle B; ciliary basal body. Gene Ontology annotation, molecular function: protein binding; intraciliary transport particle B binding. The record is from RefSeq and is a predicted model, not a curated record. Gene Ontology annotation, biological process: intraciliary anterograde transport; intraciliary transport involved in cilium assembly. Bases 146 to 1810 code for a protein of 554 amino acids.
GUCUCCGGCGAGCGCUUCUCUGGACGGACCGGUGCACAGCCGGGUUGCCGUGGAGACCGAGCGAGCUUCGUGGAUGCCUAGGCGCUACUGAGGCCCAGCCUUCUGCUGUCUGUUUGCCUUCGGGGCUCGCAGAACCGACGCCAAGAUGAUGCUUUCAAGAGCCAAACCUGCUGUAGGUGGGGACCUACCGCACACUGACAGAAGAAAGAAGAAAGGUAGGAAGAUUCCAAAACUAGAGGAGCUACUUUCACAAAGAGAUUUCACUGGAGCUAUUACUCUGUUGGAGUUCAAACGUCAUGUUGGGGAACAAGAAGAGGAUACUAAUUUGUGGAUUGGAUACUGUGCUUUUCACCUGGGUGACUACAAGAGAGCUUUGGAGGAAUAUGAAAAUGCGACAAAAGAGGAAAAUUGCAAUCCUGAAGUCUGGGUGAACCUAGCCUGUACCUACUUUUUUCUUGGAAUGUAUAAACAAGCUGAAGCAGCUGGAUUUAAAGCUCCAAAAAGCCGACUUCAAAACCGCCUCCUCUUCCACUUGGCUCACAAGUUUAAUGAUGAGAAGAAAUUGAUGAACUUUCAUCAGAAUCUUCAGGAUGUCACCGAAGAUCAGCUCAGUUUGGCCUCGAUCCACUAUAUGCGAUCUCACUACCAAGAAGCUAUUGAUAUUUAUAAGCGGAUUCUGCUAGACAACAGGGAGUACCUUGCCCUCAACGUUUAUGUGGCCCUGUGUUACUACAAGUUGGAUUACUACGAUGUGUCUCAAGAAGUUCUGGCUGUUUAUCUUCAGCAAAUUCCUGAUAGUACCAUCGCACUCAACCUUAAGGCCUGCAAUCAUUUUCGCCUUUACAACGGCAAAGCGGCCGAGGCAGAACUCAAAAGCUUGAUGGACAACGCUUCUUCGUCCUUUGAAUUUGCUAAGGAGCUCAUCAGGCACAAUCUGGUUGUUUUCCGAGGAGGCGAAGGGGCUUUGCAAGUUUUGCCUCCCCUGGUCGAUGUCAUCCCUGAAGCUAGGCUAAACUUAGUGAUUUACUACCUUCGUCAAGAUGAUGUGCAGGAAGCUUAUAACUUAAUUAAGGAUCUGGAACCUACUACUCCUCAGGAGUACAUCCUCAAAGGAGUGGUCAAUGCAGCCCUUGGCCAGGAAAUGGGUUCAAGGGAUCAUAUGAAAAUUGCCCAGCAGUUCUUCCAGUUGGUGGGAGGAUCAGCUAGUGAAUGUGAUACAAUACCAGGGAGGCAGUGCAUGGCUUCCUGUUUCUUCCUGCUUAAGCAAUUUGAUGAUGUCUUGAUUUACCUCAACUCAUUUAAGAAUUACUUCUAUAACGAUGACAUCUUUAACUUUAAUUAUGCCCAAGCCAAAGCUGCAACUGGCAGUACCAGUGAGGGUGAAGAGAUUUUCCUUUUAAUCCAAAGUGAGAAGUUGAAAAAUGACUACAUUUACCUCAGUUGGUUGGCUCGGUGCUACAUUAUGAAUAAGAAACCAAGACUAGCCUGGGAACUUUAUCUCAAGAUGGAAACCUCUGGCGAAUCCUUUAGCCUCUUACAGCUCAUUGCCAAUGACUGCUACAGGAUGGGCCAGUUUUACUAUUCAGCCAAAGCCUUUGACGUCUUAGAGAGGCUGGAUCCCAACCCUGAAUAUUGGGAAGGCAAGAGGGGCGCCUGUGUAGGCAUAUUCCAGAUGAUCUUAGCUGGAAGAGAACCCAAAGAGACCCUUCGAGAAGUGCUCCACUUACUGAGAAGCACGGGUAACAGCCAAGUGGAGUACAUCAUCCGGAUCAUGAAGAAGUGGGCCAAAGAAAACCGGGUGCCUGUCUGAGACGGCUCUGGAGGCCUACAGAACCAGUCACCACUUUGACAUGAACUUGCAAAGCAUUUUCCUCAAGCUUACGUAAGGUGCAGGCCUCUAUUUUAUUGUUCCCUUCCCUGUUCUUCCAGCCUCAAGAUCAGUGGCUGGCUUGUCUAGACCAAGCCUCCUGGAGAUCUCAGUGCCAUAGGCCGUGCUGUGGCUCCUGUAUGAUGCGACGAGCAAUAAGACUUUGGACUUGUCUGGUGCCUUUCUUCCAAAAAUACUCACAGUACUCCUAGCUAGUUCACUGGCUUGGAGGAGGAUGGGGUAACUCUUUACAGAUGCUAGCAUCCCGUGGCGUUUUCUCCAAGCCACAAUAACGAACGCCUUUCACGCUCCAGGGUCGCCAUCAUUCUGUCGUCUUAAUUUUAGCCAUCUACCCACAUUGCCCUGUUUUACUGGGGAAUUCCAUAAAAAGGUUUAUAACGCAUCUCUGAACCUUGGGAGAGCGGAGGUUAUAAAUAGCUGCAUGAUUCUAAGAAUGGCAGGCAGGUCCUUUAGCAAACUGUCCCGUCAUUAAUAGAUAACAGGCUUGUGGGAUUACUCUUUCAGUAGUUGAAUUCUUGUUGACAGUAACAUGUUACAGUUGAGUAACACAAAUAUUGCAGUUUUUUUAAAAGGUGAGUACUAUGGAAAAAAAGUCUGUGUAGUAUAUUUAAAGAUAUUCAGGACACAAAGUAUACAAAUCUCAUCAGUCACAUCUCCAUAAUAUUUUAGGUAACGUAACAGGUAUAGGUUUUUUCUUCAUAUAUCUUGCUGAAUAAACAUCAACUUUUAAAAGUAGGGCCAUAAAGAUUAUUUUAUUUAUUAAUGUGAUGAUAACAGAAUGUGGGUCAUGUGGAGCCCUUUGUGGGAUUUCCUAAUGGCUGGAGUCUUGGUCUAAGUCAUAUUCCAGCCCCAUGUUUCUGAGCUCUCUCAACAUAAACCUAUCGUACAGCUGAGCAUUUUUAGGGUCACAACCUAUUUUUGGGCAAUAGACCCACAUGUUUUCUGUACCAGAUUACCUUUGUUUCUACAUUCUGUAAUUUUUUCUGUUCGCUAAGACACCAGUAUUGCAGGUGUAGAAAGUGCAGAGUCAUCCCUAUCCAGCAUGAGAACUGAAAGUCAUCAUUGCCUGAAGCCCUAGAGACAGAGAAUUCCUGUAAGCACCGUGUCAGCUUUUCCACCCACAUCCCCAGCAUCACUGUGGCUGCAGCCGCUGUACACAUGGCAGGGUUCAGAGCAGCUGCGGGGAGGAGAUCGGUGACCCCAGCGAACCUCUGCCUCCCAGCGAACCUCUGCCUCCCAGACAGUUGCAAGGGGUUCUUUCAGCUCUGCUCAGGAAGAUGGCCAGGUUUCCAGUCUGUUAUUUAGACCCAGAUCUAAUCAAUCCAGAGCACAAAUCAAAAUAAACUGGCCUGAAUAAGUGAAUUUUAGAAAACAAAGUUACGUUAUUUUUCAUAUGCCAAAGCUUCUAUUUCCUCAUUAUGUUGUUCAUGUUUUUUCAAUAAUUGCAUCUCGGUAUCUAAGAUACUAGGUGAGUCAGAUCUGGACAGAACCUGCUAUAAUCUUAAGAAUCCUUAUGAUUCUUACUUACCUCACUUAAAAUAUGAACAAACAUAAUAGUAGGAAAAUGCACAUGGAACCACUUUCCAGUGAUUCUUGGCAAUGAAAUUUGUCUUCCAGUUAAUUGCCGUUAUUUUCAAAUUUCCUUUACUUGGAAAGCUUUUCCACUGAUGGUGACUUACUUUUUUUUUUGGUCUUUUUUUUUGCCUUUUCUAGGGCUGC